Cryptococcus deneoformans JEC21 is the source of this 789-nucleotide messenger RNA. RefSeq names its product histone H1, putative. Bases 91 to 651 code for a protein of 186 amino acids. Gene Ontology annotation, biological process: nucleosome assembly. Gene Ontology annotation, molecular function: structural constituent of chromatin; DNA binding. Gene Ontology annotation, cellular component: nucleosome. The transcript has 6 exons. The record is from RefSeq and is a predicted model, not a curated record. NCBI's taxonomy places the organism in Eukaryota, Fungi, Basidiomycota, Tremellomycetes, Tremellales, Cryptococcaceae.
CCAUAACACUCCCAUCUUCAACAACUCUCAACUUUUAUUUUUUCAAGCCAUUUGCCACUUCUCACAAACAACUGUCAUACUUGAAUCAUCAUGGCCCCUGUCAAGAAGACUGCUGCUCCUCCCAGGAAGGCUACUACUCACCCAACUUUCCUCUCUAUGAUCCAAGAAUGCAUCGCCCAGAACAAAGGGGAUGCUCGAAAAGGUGUCUCUCGACCUACUAUCAAGAAAUUCCUCGCCGACAAGUACAAACUCGACAUGAGCUCCGCUGCCAACAUCAGCAACUUAUCGAACGCCAUCAAGCGGGGUGCUGAAAAGGGCCAGCUUACUCUUCCUAGUGGGAUUGCUGGUCGAGUGAAGGCCGGUGCCAAAAAGCCUGCUCUUGUUCACAAGAAGUCGUCUGCUGGCAAGGAGAACGUUGCUCCUAAGAAAGCUGCAAGUACCGAGACUAGAAAGCACGCAGUUAGGAAGGGUGUUACUGCUCCCGCUGCCAUCAAGGCCGUUCCCACGAAGAAGCCUGUGGUGAAGAAGGUCGCUCCUGCUGUCAAAAAGACUUCCGCCUCUAAGAAAGUUCAUACGCCCAAGGGCGCUGUUGUUGUCCCUGAAAAGGCCGCCCCUAGGAAGAAGGCUGCUCCCAAGAAGGCAGCCGCCUAAAGGAUUGGACAGAUCACUACGGUAAUAGCAUGAUAUCUGUACUAUAAUACAUUCUCCAAUUUAGUUGUCCGUAAUUAUUUUUUCUGAGUAUCUUCGUUUUUGCCUUCUCGUUCAUAGCUUUGAGUGUAUUGUAUGCAA